GUAAGAAUAAAUAAAAUAUAUUAAAAUAUAUUAAAAGGUUAAAAAUAUUAAUAAGAGCAAAAUAAGUUUUCUUAAGCAAAAAUGAAAGAGGGGAAGGGGAAUCGGAAUCGGAAACGAGAAGGAACAAAGAAGGAUUGGAUCAUGCAUGAGUACGUCUACCAUCAAAAGAGGCCGGCACCACCGCAGUGGCGGGGACCUGAUCUGCAACUGCUGCCGUUCUGCUUAGGACCAGAUUCGCAGCUAUCGACGUCUUCAAAGCUACAAAAGAUUGGUGUAGCCGCCAAAAGAGUUCAAGAACAGUAUGCCCCCACAUUGUAUAACGAGGAAAUUCAAGAAACAAGGGAGAUGAUCAAUAAUACUGGAUUUGAAUGGUCAGAAGUUGUAGUUGGAGGAGUUCAUCAAGAACCCAUGGUGGAGAAAGAUUGUUGGUUUCAGCAGCGGCAGCCAGAAGAGCCGUUGGAUGAGUACGAUGCCAAAGAACUGAAAAUUGAUUCAGAGGCAUUGGUGGUGAGUCCAUUACAGCAACAGAAGGAGGAGCAGACCUUGGAAAAAUGUGAUGAUAAUUUCAAUACGGAAUUGAGCCUAGGUUGGAGAUCAAGUGAGAGCCAGCAGAGUAGCCGAAACCACUGCAGCAGGCCCCAGCAGAAAAGGCAGAGGGAAGAAAUUUGACUUUAGUCAGCUGCCACUGGAUGAUAAGGAAUUUGCUUGGAUGGAAAAAGAAUUUGGAACUCGAAGUCUUGGAGAUUUGUGGAUGAUCAGGUCUGGUACGGGAUGGGAGAAGAGUAUUAGGAACUCAAAAUCUUGGUGCAGUGGAACCAUUUUUCAAACUGAUAUAUAUGCUCAUUUUGAGUCUUAAAAUAAAUGGAGAAUUGGCUG
Messenger RNA from Rubroshorea leprosula, 876 nucleotides. Lineage: Eukaryota; Viridiplantae; Streptophyta; Magnoliopsida; Malvales; Dipterocarpaceae. The record is from the annotation of a GenBank genome assembly.